Molecule: messenger RNA, 3189 nt
Organism: Helianthus annuus (common sunflower)
Lineage: Eukaryota; Viridiplantae; Streptophyta; Magnoliopsida; Asterales; Asteraceae
Product: receptor-like protein EIX1
Exons: 1
Coding region: 1-3189 (1062 amino acids)
Molecular function (GO): protein binding
Source: RefSeq, a predicted model, not a curated record
AUGGCUUGCUUUGAGCAUGAGCGACUAGCUCUUCUAAAGUUCAAACACAGUGUUAGAGAUACUCAUGAUAUGUUGUCAUCAUGGGUUGGUAAUGACUGUUGCCAAUGGGAAAGAGUCAUGUGUGAUGGUGUCACGGGACAUGUUGAACGUCUCCAUCUUAGAGCUUCACUUUUAGAUGAUGAUGACUGCUUGGUUAGUAAGGAGGUGAGCACUUCUUUAGGAGAAUUGAGGCAUCUAAAUCACCUGGACUUGAGUGGGAAUGAUAUUCAAGGAAGUCAAAUCCCUGAGUUCAUUGGAUCCUUGAAACAGCUGAAUUACCUCAAUUUGUCACAUGCAUAUUUAUCUGGUAUUAUUCCUCAUCGCCUUGGAAAUCUUUCUAAUUUAAAGAAUCUUGAUCUAAGUUCAAAUACACAGUUGAUGUCACUUGAUAUGGCAUGGAUUUCUGGCCUUUCAUCACUCGUGUAUAAUGACUUGAGUUUUGUGCUUCUUAGUGGAGCAAAAAACCUUCACAUGGUGUUUUACAUGGUUCCUUCGUUGAAAGAGUUAAGUUUGUCAAAUUGUGGUCUUUCCAAUGUCGAUCUUGGUUCGCUUCAUAAUUCGAGCAUUACACUUUCUAACAUUAAACACCUAGAUCUUAGCAAAAAUUCUCUUAAAGGUCAACUCCCCCACUUUUUUCAAAACAUGACAUCCUUACAAUCCCUGGAUCUUUCAUUCUUUGAUUUUCCUGUGACAUGGAACUUUGCAAACUUUUUAAGGAUGAUCCCUUCUUUGUUAGAGCUUCAUUUGUCGUUAUGUAACCUUGAUGAGAGUAAUCUAUCAAAUACUCAUCAUAAUUUCACUACCCUAUCUAACAUCGAACACUUGGAUCUUAGCCAAAAUUUCCUUUCAUUGAGAUUUCCAUCAAUUAUAGCCAACAUGACUUCUCUACGAGUCUUGAACCUUUCUGGUAGCACUUUUAAUUCAUGGAUUCCGAUUAUGCCCAACCUUUUAGAGCUUGACCUUUCUUCUAAUCACUUUGUGAAGUUCGAGGAUGUGGGAAUUUGGAGACAGUGUCAGCUUAAACAACUAAGUGUAGCAUCAAAUGAUUUCCUUAUGGAACUUACUGACUCACCGACAAACGUAUCGGAAUGCUCCCAAUAUGAUUUGGAAUGGUUGAAUUUAGCUGACAGUGUAAAUGGUACAAUUCCAGAAUCCCUCGUAAAGAUGACCAAUUUAAGAGGCUUACACCUAUCAGGUAAACUAACCGGACCCCUCCCAAGAUCUCUGGGAAGUUUAAGUUUUUUACAGGUAUUAGAUAUGCCUCGCAACAAGUUAAAGGGCUCAAUUCCAGAAUCUAUGGGAAUGUUAAGAUUAUUACAAGCAUUAGAUCUAUCUUUUAACGAGUUGACAGGUCCCAUUCCGACAUUCCUUGGGAAACUUACAAAACUUGACCUUUCUUUUAAUUACUUGAAUGGUUCCAUUCCUGAACCCUCUGUAGCUUUAAGAUAUUUGCAUCUAGAGAACAAUCAGUUAACAGGCCCUAUCCCAGCGUCUCUAGGAAAACUCACUAAACUCUCUUCUCUUGAUGUCUCUAACAAUUCCUUGGAUGGUGUAGUUUUUGAAGCCCAUUUUGCUAACCUUUCGAUGUUAAAGUACUUGAAUGCAGCUUCUAACAGUAAGUUAACAUUCAAUGUUUCACGUACGUGGCUCCCUCCAUUCCAAUUGAUCACCAUUGAUCUCAGUUCUUGCAAGAUCAUGAAUGGAUUCCCACAGUGGCUUCGAAAUCAGAAAAAACUUCUUAGUUUGGUGUUGCCUAAUGCAAACAUUUCAGGACCUCUACCGGCAUGGUUAAGAAAGAUUCCCAUCAUUCGUAUCAUAAAUCUAUCUCACAAUAACCUCAGCGGACCUUUGACCAAUCUUCCUAGCGGGGCAACUUAUAAUGUUAAUCCUAGUAUGGGAACUUACAAUUCUUAUAAUCUUCCAAGAUUAUUUCUUCAAAAUAACCUUUUCAAUGAGUCAAUUCCAAUGUCAUUGUGCAACAUGACAGAUUUGGAAUAUCUUAAUCUUUCCAGAAAUAGGUUAACUGGGAAUAUUCCCAGCUGUCUUAAGAAUCUGCAAAAUCUACGGGUCAUGAUAUUAAGCUCAAAUGGAUUGAAUGGUGUCAUUCCAAGUUCUAUAGGGCACGUUUCAUCACUAGUAUUGUUAAAAAUGAAUGACAAUAACUUUAGUGGUGAGCUUCCACAAGAAUUUGGGAAUUUAAGUAGCUUAAGCAUCUUAGAUUUGGGUGAUAAUGCAUUUUGUGGCAAAAUACCAGAAUGGAUAGGAGAUAAAGUUCAAUGGUUGCAGGUUUUCAGGUUACACAAAAAUAACUUCACCGGAGGAAUCCCUCAAUCUUUGUGCAAAAUAACAAAUCUUCAAAUUUUGGAUUUUGCACACAACAACUUAACAGGAACAAUCCCUCAUUGUCUCGGAGAAUUGUAUGGCAUGGCAAAAUCUUAUGGUGGUUUAGCAAUUGAUUAUUUUAGUCCAACUGAACUUGUAUCAUUUGAGGCGGGUGUGAUUCAGGUGAUGAAAGGCGCAGCAAGGGAAUAUGAUAAAACAUUACAGUUUGUCAUAAACAUGGACCUUUCAAGCAAUAAACUUUUUGGAGAAAUACCUAUAGAGUUAACUGCACUUUGGGCAUUGGUGGGUCUUAAUUUAUCCAAUAAUCAUCUUACUGGGAAUAUUCCAUACAUCAUUGGAAACAUGAAAUCGUUAAAUUCUCUCGAUCUCUCAACAAACGAGUUGAGCGGACCGAUCCCUCCCAGCAUCGGAGAAUUGACUUUUUUGAGCUAUUUGAAUUUGUCAAACAACAACUUGGUAGGACGAAUUCCAACAGGAAAUCAAUUGCAGACCCUCAUUGAUCCAUCAAUAUAUGCAGGGAACAAAGAUCUAUGUGGAGCUCCAUUGCCAACGAAUUGCUCUUACCAUGAAGACCCAACCGCGACACCCAACACAGAGUAUGAAGCAGCUGAGCCCAACAAGGUAUGGUUUUAUGUGAAUAUAACAUGUGGUUUUGCAACCGGCUUUUGGGGUGUUAUAGUAGUUUUAGUGUUGAAGAAGCAGUGGAGACAUAACCUUUUCAUGUAUGCUGAGGAGACCGUGGACAAAAUAUACAUUGUAGUCAUGGUAAGAUUUAAGAAGAUGAAGAGAGGACGAGAGGCCAUAUAG